AGAAAGUGAGAGUCGAGAGAAGAACAUUUUUCUGGUUGCAAGUAUGGCUAAUAAAGUUGGAAAAAUUGAAGCAGCUCCACAAUCGCGAAACAGUGGGCAAGUAAUGGAACCACUUUGUGAUGUGCAGGAGGUGCUUAACGCACUCUGUUCCAAACGGGUCAAACUGCGCGAAUGGAUACAAAAAGCUUGGGCGUACUAUCACCAAAAUCAGUUUGAAGGUUUCGUGCUGCUGUUGGAGAAUGCCAUUACGCGUGGCUUCAAGACCUAUCCGGGCUACAAGGAAGAUUUACUGAAGAUCCACACUCUGUUGGCAGCGCACUUCUUUCGUCUGGCCUGCAGCGAGCAUGGCAAUCGUCGUGCCAUGUGGCAAGAGAAGGUAUCGCAACAAUUGCAGAUAAUGGACAACAUGCAGCUGGUUUCCAAUGACUUGCCGCAUCUCUUGUGUCGUGGCUUUGCGCUGAUGCUUACGGAGGCGCGUCUACAGGACGCAGAUAACCAUUUUGUUUCUGUGCUGCGACAGAUGCCGUACAGUGUGCCUGCCCUGCUGGGACGCGCCUGCCUAGCCUACAAUCGUCAGGAGUAUCGUGUGGCGUUGGGCUACUUUAAGAGCGUGCUACAGCAUCAUCCGCACGGACCGGCCGAUGUGCGCGUGGGCAUUGCCCACUGUUUCCUCCAGAUGGGCGAUUUGGACAGCGCUCGACGCGCCUUCGAGAUGGCCGUACAACGCAAUGGGCGCUGCAUAAAUGCGCUGCUGGGCAUCGCACAACUGAAGCUUAACGAGCGCCAGCGUGCAGCCAAUAUGGAGGCCACAAAUUUACUAUGCGCCGCCUUUGAGCUGAACCAUCGUCAUCCAGUGGUGCUCAGCUGGCUUGCGUGCUACCUUUACUAUUCACGCAACUACGGCAAAAUGCAAACGGCCGCUGGGAAUGCAUAUUUAAUCACAGAUAAUCCACUGCUGAAGGCUCAGAACUGCUUUCUGAUUGCUCGCAGCUUCCACGCGCAAAACAACUUCGAUCGUGCCUUUGAUUUCUAUGGCAAGGCCUUGAAGUGUCUGUCGGAAUAUGCGCCCCCUUAUCUGGGCAUCGCCCAGAUGUAUGUGCGUCGCGGACAGCUCGAUCUGGCGGAGCACUCGCUGCGCUCCCUGCUCAAACUGUUGCCAGAUAAUCCUCACGGCCUGCGCAUGCUCGCCACGCUAUAUGCGCAGGCGGACUCACCCGGCAAGCUAGACAAAGCGAUACAGUUGUUUAAAAGUGCUUUGGAGCGACCAGGUGCGCGGGAUGAUUACGACACAUGGCUGGGUCUGGCCGGCACCUACGAGCGCCUGCAGCUUUGGGAGCAAGCCAUCGACGCCUACGAGCAGGCCGUAAGCAUCUAUUUACGUUUGCAAAAGACAACCAAGGAGGCACCUAUAGCUUGGCUUAAUAAUGUGGCAGCUCUGCAGUUGCAUGCCGGGCAGCCGGAAGCGGCACUGCAAACGCUGGACAAGGCAUUGUCUACGAAUCCGAAAAGUGCCACUCAGGAGCACUUUGAGUGCAACAUUCUCACGCUGAGAUUCAAUAGGGCGCGCGUGCUGGAGGAACUGCACUUGGCUGAUCAGGCGGAGGACAGCUACAAACAGUUAAUUGCCGAAUAUCCAAAUUAUUACGACAGCUAUCUAAGAUUGGGCAUUAUGGCCCAGGACCGCAAUCAAAUUAUCAUGGCCAUGGAGUACUUUAAGGCUGUGCUACAGCUGGAAAACGACAACGUGGCAGCCAGAACAUAUCUGGGCAAUUUGUAUGCCAAGCAAGGCGCACUUUCUCAAGCCAUGUGCAACUAUAAUGUGAUCAUGCGGCGUCCGGGCAGCUUAGGGGACUCGUAUAUGCUUGUCGCCGUGGGCAAUGUGUGCUUGGUAAAAGUACAAAGGACCACGGCCAAUGGCCAACUAGAGAUGGCAAAGCAAUAUCAGGAGAAUGCACUGCAGCUAUUUAGAAAGGCCCUUGAACAAAAUCAACGUAAUUUGUGGGCCGCUAAUGGCAUUGGUGUUGCCUUGAGUAAUCACGGACAUCUGGCAGAUGGAGAGUCGAUCUUCAAGCAGAUAGUUGAGUCUAGCAAGCGCUGUACUGAGGCUAUUUUAAACACAGCACACAUUGCCAUGGAACAGGAGCAUUAUAUAGAAGCAAUAGACAUAUAUAAACAAUGUUUGAAGGAGUUUCUGCCUGCCAACAGUGUGAAAGAGAUGCACUUGCUAGCGAAAGCUCUCUAUCAAACCGGCCAGUUCGAGGAAGCCAAGCAAUUGCUGCAAAAAGCUCGUCAUGUUGCGCCCCAAGAUCUGAUGAUACUCUAUAAUAUGGGAAUAGUUAUAAAGCAGGACAUCAGAGCAACAUAUGGCAAGCAGCGAACCGAUAGGACACAGCUGCAGCACGCCGAGCAGGAGCUCAAAAUUGCUCAGAGCUUCUUUCAAUACCUGGGAGAUAAAGAAGAGUCACUACAGACGGCUAACAAACAGGCCAAUAAGUGCAGCAAAUUGCUUGCAAAUGUGCUGGAAGAUGUUAAGAACCUGAGAGAACUAGAUGAAGUGGAGAAAAAGACUGAAGAGCGUCAAAAAGCGAAGAAAGAUAAGGCAAAAGCUAAAGAAAGCUCACGAAAAAAAGAAUACUCGAAAAAACGUGAACAGAGAGGAACUGAGAUCGAAGAGCCUCAGAAGAGUGAGAAAGACGAACCGAUGAGUAAGGAGCGUUCCCGAAAAAAAGAUCACUCGAAAAAGAGCCAAGAAAAAAUAAGUUCUGCGGAUGAGCAAUCAAAGGUUGAGCAAGAGAGUCCAAUGUGUAUGGAAGGUUUUCGAAAAAAAGAGCACUUAAACAAGCGUCAAGGGAAGGCUUAUGAACAAGAAAAGUCUAAGAAUGGUGAAAAGUCUCGCAAAAAAGAUAACCCGAAGCAGAGUCAAGAGAAACCCACUCACUAUAACGAGCUCGAGAAUGAUGAGCUAGAGAAUCCAUUGAGUGAUGUACUCUCUACUUAUUCUAGUAAAAAAGAACACUCGAAGAAGCGUAAGGAGAAGGCAAGUGAAUCUGGCGAUCGGCAAAAGAUUGAGACCGACGAACCGUUAAGUAAGGAGCGUUCCCGAAAAAAAGAACACUCAAAAAAGAGCGAAGAGAAGCCAACUGACAGCCACGAACUCCAGAAAGUUGAGCCAGAGAAACUAGUAAGUGAUGUAAUUAAUGCUCAUGACCGGAAAAGAGAACACUCGAAAAAGCGCCAAGAGAGGUCAAGUGAUGCUGAGCACCUUAAGAUUGAACAAGAAAAAUUAAAGCAUGAGGAUGAAUCCGGAAAUAGAGAAUACCCGGAGCAGAGCGUAGGGAAGCCAUAUGACACUAACGAGCUCCUGAAAGUUGAGCAAGGAAGCCCAAUAAGUGAUGUACUCAAUAACAAUUCCCUUAAAAGAGAACACGCGAAAAAGCAUCAAAGGGCAACUGAUGGUGACGAUCCCCAGAAUAUUGAGAAAGAGGAACCGAAAAGUAAGGAGCGUUCCCGAAAAAAAGAAUCCUCAAAGAAGCAUCAUGAGAAGCCAAGUGAUAGACACGAGCUCCAGAUGGUUGAGCCAGAGAAACUGCAUAUUGAGGAGAAAUUCAUAAGCCCCGCCAAAAUUGAGAUCACGGACCAGGAGUUGGAUAAAGUUAAACCAAGGCAAAAACUUAUUAUGGAGGAUCCUACUAAAAACACAACAACUGAGAUGACAAUGGCAAGAGAAGUAUCCAAGCUGGAAGACACACGCAAUGAGGAAAAAAUCAAAUCGCGUAAAAGAAAGCACAAAUAUAAAGAGUUUGAAUGCGAGGAAGAAUCUAAGCCAGAGAAGAAGCACAAAAAGUCUAAGGAAAAGAAGAAUAAAAGUGAUUGCCAGAAGAUUGUGUUAUCUGACGAACUUCCCUAGAUCGGAUAAAGCGGUGCGACAACCCGUUUGAAUUAUGGAAAAAACUGUUUGUUGUU
Molecule: messenger RNA, 3963 nt
Organism: Drosophila montana
Lineage: Eukaryota; Metazoa; Arthropoda; Insecta; Diptera; Drosophilidae
Product: RNA polymerase-associated protein CTR9 homolog
Exons: 5
Coding region: 44-3907 (1287 amino acids)
Biological process (GO): transcription elongation by RNA polymerase II; regulation of DNA-templated transcription
Cellular component (GO): Cdc73/Paf1 complex
Molecular function (GO): RNA polymerase II complex binding
Source: RefSeq, a predicted model, not a curated record